Pocillopora meandrina is the source of this 4168-nucleotide messenger RNA. The record is from the annotation of a GenBank genome assembly. NCBI's taxonomy places the organism in Eukaryota, Metazoa, Cnidaria, Anthozoa, Scleractinia, Pocilloporidae.
AUGGAGAAAGCUCAGCGUGGCUAUGAGCUUAAAACAGAGGCCCAAGACUCCACCAUGAUCACUUGUCAAUGCGCCAUGCCAUCAUGUAAGCAUGUUAAAUUACUGCUAAAUAAGUAAUUUCUCCUCUCUCUCUCUCGAUACUUUUUAAAGUAAACAGACGAGAAGAUUAUCAACUAAGAGGUUGACUCGGUGUAGCACUGAAUUCAUUGGAUAACUUGAAUAUAGAGAAAAUGUAGCCAUUCGGAAAGGAGAAGAAGAAAACAGAUUAGUAAAGAUGACUACUUUUAAGAACUUUAAAUUACGCUGUUAUACAUUGAAAUUUUUUUUGAAGUAUUUUCAUUUUAAAUAGUUUUGAGAUAGACCAUUAUUUACCGUAGACGUUGGUAAAAGUCUUGGUGGGCUUAAUCUCAUCCCGCGGUGAAAAAAAGAAGGGGGGAGGUACCUUAUUACGGUACAUUGCAAAUGUUCUGUUUAUUUCCCUACGGCCCACUCUAUUGAAGCACUUGGCCUCCAUGUUUUCAACGCAGCAGUAACAAUGUAACUACUUUUAUCCACCUCAUUUUGCAAAGCUAUCACAUUCAGGCGAAUUGAUUUUUGUUUUGUUUUGUGUUUUCCAUUUAAGACGAUUCAGAGAAAAAGAAGUGAAAGACCAACCAAUGGUGAGACACGAUGACAACGAUGACGUUGAUAACCGGUGUAUACACGCGGUUCUUAGAUACAUAGUCCAGCAGAAAAAUUGUGUAGAAACAGACUAACACGUAGAGGUGUAUGAAUGUAGUGAAGCGUAAUAAAAGUGCAGAUCUCUUGAGAAUCAAAUACCGACUUGAUUAUUCAUCAGUUUUUAUUGCUCUCCUCCUUCUCUCUUCCCACAUUCCCUUUUAAGAUUACCAAGUUCCAUCCUUUCUACCACCUUGCGUCCGUCCACUCCCUUCUCACCCAUCUCUAUAUUCUCCAUGCCUCAUUUUCCUCCCGGUCUGCUCCUUCCCUCCUCCCUCCCGUUCCUCUUUCCCUCCCAUUCCUCCCCCUCUACCCUCCCUCCUCUUUCACUCCUUCUCCAUCUGCCACUUCUUUUGGCCUCCUCUUUCCCUCUCCUUCCUCUCUCCACCCACUCCUCCCCCAUCCUACCUUUCUUUACCUUUUAUCCCCUUUCUCCUUCUGUCCCAUUCCCUUCUCUUUAGACUUUUCCCCUUCUAUCCUGAUGUUCUCUGUUUAUAAGUCUAAGUCUACUUCAUCGCACAACUUGAAGAAACCCCUUUUAUUGGGUAAACCUGAAAUAUUCUGUAAGAAGAGGAAAGGAAGGUGAGUAUUCAACAAUCCUUGCAGGUUCAUGUUGCCGCAAUCAUCAGCGGUUGAUCAAACAAACAUAUAAACAUUCACACAACUUUUAAAAAACUAACGCAGUCCGAAUGCCUUUCCAAGUAUCAAACAGAACUAUAUCCACUUUUUUUGGUUCAAUUAUCUCUUUGUCUUCUGUAACAAGUCUACGUUGCUCACGAAAGCUGAACGUCAGAAUAAAGCAAAUGAAUGUAAGUCUUUUUUACCUUAUAUUUUGCCCUACGUCUCUUAUCACUUUAAGUUAGCGGUAAGUAAAAUAAAUUUAGAAAUUACGCCUUUUUUCAGAGAUAAAAGCAUUUACGUGGUCAAUCAGUUGUUUAAGUUAUUGAUCUUUUAUAAGCAGCCUUCUAGGUCGAUAAACCGAUGUAGACACAGUGAAGGAUCCAGGGGAAGAAUCCGAUAGGUACGCACCCCCCUACCCCUAGACCUGAGUAUGAAACGAAAACUCUUCAGACAGGAUUGCAUAUAACUACCAACUUAAAGUAUAAAUCUUGGAAAAUUCACCAGCUUAUUUAGGUAACUAUAGAAAGGGAAACAUAAAAGAAACAAAUUCCUCUUCUUCUGAAUCAGAUUUUGAAACCCCCCCCCCCCUCCCAUACAAAAAUUCCUAGCUCUGCCCUCGAUAGACUGCAUAUACUACAUAACUUCAAACAGAGUUACUCGUCUGAUUGAUAUAUAAUUACUGAUAGCGAUUACAUUUUAAUUUCAAUUAAAAACAGUAGAUAUUCAAUUAAGAUUUUGUUAAAAUUGAUCGCAAAUAGAAAUAUCUAAAUAAAUUUCGGAAAUAAAAGAGGCAAAAAAUAAUUGUUUUUAUCUUACAGAGAAUCAAGCGAUAUGAUGAUCAGUAGGGAAAAAACCCAAACUAAAAACUAAUACCUUGAAGUAAAAUAUAUACCAAAGCGUAUUCCCAACAACAGGAAGAAAAAGAAAGUACUCAAUCAUCUUUUCAUCUUUUUCCCUGAAAAGAUUGAGUAGGCACGCUCUUUUCGGAAAUAGCUCGAUAAUAUACCCACUCUAUAUCUUGAAUAAAGUAACUGCUUAAUUGACUUUGUUUCAUUGAGGGAAAUAACACAUACGUUUAUCUACUGUAUUGUCUUACAUUCUACGGCUCUAGAAAAUAGCUUUCUUAUGGUACUAUUUAUAAAGUUUGCCAAUUGUAAUGCCAGAAUUCAUCAAGGUAUUUAAACCUUCUUUUUUCCGCUUUUUUCGUCAAUUGGAAACAGUCCCAAAACAAACUAAUCCUGUGUAUUGCUGAAAACAUAUCUCUGACUGCAGGUUUGAAAGGAAAUGAAUAAAUAAUAAUUUACAAGACAAGUCGGCUUUGUUGAAAGAGUCAAUUGGGAAGCUUCUAUUGUAAGGCGCUGAUAUCUCCUAGGAAACUAAAUAUUCAUAAUUACUUCACAUCCUUUAACGUAAGUGGAUAGAUGAGCAAUAGAUACAUAACGGAUAUUAUCUGUUAAAAAGAAGAACAAAAUCAGAAAUCGAACAGUUAUUUGUGGACAGGCCACUGAAAUUCACCUUCGGGAACAGUUUGAAAGAAGGUAAGACGGUGAGGCAUCUUUGUGCACGACAAAAUUUCAUUUUUCCUUUCGUUUAUUCCUAAGAUUUCUUUUUGACUUACUUUAAGUUACAUUGAGACUACAUUUGAAACAAUUUCCGUAUUAAAACUGACACAUAUAUUUCUUUAUUACUGAAAUUCUAGAUGAAAAUCCCAUUUAUUUCGAUAGCAAAACUCAAUGUUUCGGCAAAAAAAUUAUCCCCGUUUUAUCGUAAUACGAAUGACCUUAGUUCUGGAGCAAGUUCUAUCCCAAAUUUACCCGUUACUUCGUCACACAUUUACAAGUCUCUUUAACAUUGUAGUGAACUUUGUGAAGCCGUUACGCCUUAACUAUGAGCAGAAGUACGCUCUUGGAUAGCCAUUUUUAAUCAAAUUCUGCAAAGUACCUUUUUCUGACAGGAGUUUAUCCAGUUUACCUGGCUUUAGCAAAAGAAUCUUCACAAAGAUAUUUGAGUCGCAGUCUAGUUCUUUGAAUAAAGAAUCAAGUUAAACGAAUGAAUAGAUGAAAAUAUAAAAUGGAUGGGUUGAUGGAUCAGUUCAUCGACAGAUAAAACAAAACUUUAUUUAACCACGGUAGCUUUGAUCAAAAAGUACAACAUCUUGCACUUUCGAAAAGCCUUAAACUACAAAAUCACGAUUAAGUCUUUAGAGCAUUUACAAGUUUAAAAUCAGUAUUUGAAAAAUAAAUCUACUAAUUUUCUAUAUUAUAAUCUAAUUGUUAUAUUUAGAAUCUAUAGUGAGAUUGAGAGAAUCUAAUUGGUUUUAAUAAAGAUCAAUGUCUGGAUAGAUGAUUGGAUGACUGAAUACAUGAAUGAAUAAAUAGAUAAAUGAAUGAAUGAAAAAAUUAUCAAAGGAAAGAUGAAUGCAUGUCUGGAAUGAAUUAUGAAUAAACAGAUUAAUGAGUGAAUUAAUGAAUGAAUGAAAAAUGAAAAAAAUGGAUAUAUGGAUUAAUGGAUGAUUGUCGGGACUGAUGAAAGAAUAAGCAAAUGCGGUGAAUAAGUAAAUGAGUGAAGUGAUCUUCAUUGGCUCAUUUCACAACACUUUUUUUUAUAUCCAUAAAGAUAAACCAGGAUCAACCAAACCAGCGGCAUGAAGACUCUUCUAACCGUCCUCCUGUUUUUCACAUUGGCUGCCUUACUCCUGCCCUCGGGAGAGGCGAUCCUUCGCGGGGGCCGAGAUGUGAUUCCGCAUGAGAAAACUGAACGAGAAGCAGAUGCAUUGUAUGACUUCCUGGAAAGAGCCAGGAAAGUAACCUCGUUAUCACAAGCGAAAUAA